This is a messenger RNA of Panicum hallii, 1376 nucleotides long. Its product is annotated as protein N-terminal and lysine N-methyltransferase efm7. The transcript has 7 exons. The record is from RefSeq and is a predicted model, not a curated record. Lineage: Eukaryota; Viridiplantae; Streptophyta; Magnoliopsida; Poales; Poaceae. Bases 252 to 1007 code for a protein of 251 amino acids.
AUUUUUUUUAAAUCAUGGCAACAUAGGGCGCACGAAUUUCAAAAAUUAACCGGGCUGAAGCACUGGGUCGGACUAGGUCCGAGGGAUUGGAUUCCCUGCUGGUUGAAAGGCCCGCGUUCCCAGCCAUCCUCCCGGGCCGUGAGCCCAAGAACGGAACGGCCUUUUUUUCCAAGCUCCUCUCCCUGCCGCCUCUUCCUCCUCUGUCGUCGGCUCGUCGCCACCGCGGCGCCGCCUCCCUCAAGGGUCCACUCAUGGAGACCGCGCUCUUCUCCGCCGCCUCACUCUUCCACGGCGCCGAUGACAGCGACGACGACCGAGAUGAGAAGAUGGAGGUCGGCGCCGAGGGGAAGAAGGAGGCGUUGGAGUAUGUGGAGAGAGCGCACGACUUCCCUGACAUGAAACUGAGCGUAAGGGAAUUCUCAUCUCAUGAGCUUAACGCAAACUUGCUGUGGCCUGGGACAUUUUCAUUUGCUGCUUGGCUGGUUAAGAACCAGUCAAUUUUGGAUGGACAACGGGUCUUGGAAUUGGGAAGUGGGACGGGAGCUCUGGCGAUCUUUCUGAGGAAGUCAUUUGGGGUGGAUAUCACAACAUCUGAUUAUGAUGACAAGGACAUUGAAGAGAAUAUUGCUUACAACUGCAGAACUAAUAAGUUGGAUGUGCUACCUCAUAUCAGACACACAUGGGGAGAUCCAUUUCCAGUUUCUAGACCAGAUUGGGACAUUGUUAUUGCUAGUGAUAUUCUACUCUAUGUUAAACAGUAUGACAACCUGGUAAAGACAGUAUACUUUCUUUUAAAAGAAUACAAAAAGUCAAGUGAGAAGGCAGGCUGCAGCACCAUCACAGACAAAUCAGGAACACAAGUACCUGCAAAAUCUCCUAUGUUUCUGAUUAGCUGGCGCAGAAGAAUUGGCAAGGAUCAAUCGCUUUUCUUCACACGAUGCGAGGAUGCGGGCCUCGAAGUGUGUCAUUUGGGUGAUCUUGUCUACCUCAUCAGAAUUAAGAGCUGAAAAAAAUGAGGAAAUUACACUCUCCUAUAAGUUUGUUACGAAUGGCAUUGGGGGAAAUGCCUGCCUGGACAGUUUUAGGAAAGGAAACGCGUGGAUUUUGAGUAGGUUUUUGCUAGAGAGAUUUUGCUCGAUUUUCCCCUUGUUAGAAUUGUUCACUUGAAGGACCUCCCUUGUGCUUAGUCUUGUUGGGCUACACUGCUGCUGUAUUUUAUUUGAAACUCAGAGAUCGAGCACGCGGCAAGAUGUGCAGAUAGAGAGGUACCCAGUGUAACUCAUGUCUUGGCGUGUUCUUGGCAGGAUGAGAAAAGAGUGCGCCCAUGUGGUGCCUUGUGUUUGUGAAACAUAUAUCGGCAGCCACGCAUUGUUACC